This is a messenger RNA of Python bivittatus (Burmese python), 3907 nucleotides long. The record is from RefSeq and is a predicted model, not a curated record. NCBI's taxonomy places the organism in Eukaryota, Metazoa, Chordata, Lepidosauria, Squamata, Pythonidae.
CCCUUCCGGCGAACGCGAAAGGACUGCUGGGAGCGGCGGGCCGGCGGCUCCUUCUUGGAAGGCGGGGGCCGGAUCCUCCACGCCCCUCGGCCGCUGCGCUGCUCCCUGGCCCGCGCUUCCCUCGCCAUGUCCGCCCUGGAGAAGCAGCUGCAGCUCGGCCGCCUGCCCCCUCGCCCUCCGGGCCCCGCGGGCGGCAGCGGCCAGGCCCCUACCAAGAUGCGCAUGGGGCCUGGAAGAAAGCGUGAUUAUAGUCCAGUUUCUUGGAACCAAUAUUUUGAAUCCAUGGAAGAUGUUGUGGUUGAGACUGACUCCGGCAAGGAUACUUUUCGAGUUUACAAGAGUGGAUCGGAAGGUCCUGUGCUGCUCCUUCUUCACGGCGGAGGUCACUCUGCCCUCUCCUGGGCUGUAUUCACUGCUGCCAUCAUUAACCGUAUUCAGUGCCGGAUCGUGGCUUUGGAUCUGAGAGGACAUGGUGAGACCAAAGUGCGGAAUCCCGAAGACCUCUCUGCAGAAACCAUGUCCAAAGACAUUGGCAACGUGGUGGAAGUGAUGUAUGGAGACCUCUGCCCUCCCAUUAUGCUGAUCGGGCACAGCAUGGGCGGUGCCAUUGCUGUGCACACAGCAGCGUCCAAUCUGGUGCCCAGUUUGUUAGGUCUCUGCAUGAUUGAUGUUGUGGAAGGGACAGCCAUGGAUGCCCUCAACAGCAUGCAAAACUUUCUUCGGAGUCGCCCGAAAACAUUCAAAUCUCUGGAAAAUGCAAUCGAAUGGAGUGUGAAGAGUGGGCAGAUCAGAAAUCUCGAAUCAGCUAGAGUAUCCAUGAUCGGCCAAGUCAAACAGUGCGAAGAAGCCACGAGCCCUGGAGGCCCCAAAGCCAUCGUGGAAGGAAUUAUAGAAGAGGAGGAAGAGGAUGAGGAAGAUGGUGAGAAUGGUGAAUCUGUGAACAAAAAGAAGAAAGAUGAUGAUGUGGAGACCAAAAAAGAGGCAGCGUACACAUGGCGGAUUGAACUGGCAAAGACGGAGAGAUACUGGGAGGGCUGGUUCAGGGGCCUCUCCAACCUCUUCCUCAACUGCCCUGUUCCCAAACUACUGCUUUUAGCAGGCGUUGACAGGCUGGAUAAAGAUCUCACCAUUGGCCAGAUGCAAGGGAAAUUCCAGAUACAGGUCCUGCCACAGUGUGGCCACGCAGUCCACGAGGAUGCUCCAGACAAAGUUGCCGAAGCCGUUGCAACGUUCUUGGUCCGUCACAGGUUUACAGAGCCCAUUGGCGGAUUUCAGUGCGUUUUUCCUGCUUGUUAGUAACCUGAUGGUCCUUCUGCACCAACCCCUCUUGUAAAUAAAACGACAUCGGAAGCACCGUGGCAUGUUCCGUAUCCUUCCCAUCACCCCGGUUCCGUCAUCAGCUCCGGCCCAUCGGCGCAAAUCUCAUCGCGUAGAACUUGGUCCCCGGCUCGGUCGGUUUCCAUCUCCCUGCUCCUGUCUGGCUGCAGCUUUCCUUUUGCCUGGCUGGGGCAUUUCCCCCUCCUUCCGAGGAAGCGAGCUUUGAAAAGCGGCUGUGGGUGAAGUCACAGACGCUCGCCUCUCCUUGGUACGAUUCUGCUCCCUGAAGCUAAUAUUGGGAGCUUGAGAUCUUCGGCCUGGAAGAACCUAACCAAACCUUCCUUCGCCCACUCCCUGCUCCUCCAAGGUCAUGUAUAAGUUGCCACCCUGUUAGAGGGCCUAGAUUAUAUUCUCCCAAGCAUGGAUGUGCGCGGCCGUCCCCGGAGCACAGCUUCCAGCAUUCCUAGCCAGCUGCUCUGGGAGUCUGUUGCAGCCCCAGCAAACCUGGAGCGUGACAGGCUGGGGGAGCCUCCCCUCGCACGUUGUCAGAAGGCAGAAUUCGUUUCUCUGCUCUCCCUUGUACUGGAGGGGGUCUGCACGGCACAGCCCAGGAGUGGACCGCUGGCUGAUUAAUCAUCUGCUAGCCCAUCCCCGGGCAUUUGCACAAAGGGCAUUUGGGUUUGACCCCGCAGAGGCCAUCUCGAAAGGGGGUGCCUGGACAGAUCCAGGAAAAUAGGCUGUAUUGCGACAGAGGUUUUCCCAGCCACAAAAGGGUUCCAGAUGUCUCCCGGCACCGCUGGCUCUCCAUUGAUUGGGAAAUCAAAGCCAGAGGGGCUUCUUCCAAUUCAAAAUGUGUACACGCUUGCUUCUGCUGGUACGGUUUGAGAAUAAGGAAGGAUAAAAGUCUGGAGGGGCAGAAGAGGGCGUGAUUUGGGGGAGGGGAGAGGCCUGAGCCUUGUUUUUUGUGUUCUUCACCUGUGGUGGCCAAACCUUUUUUCGAUUGCCCCUUGAAUUCCAGUACCUGCUCCCUGCAGGCCAGUUUGCAAGUCCAGAAAGUGGGAAUAACUGUCUGGAAUCUGCAAAUAAGUCUCUGUGAUUUUUAUUAUUUUGUGGGGAGGGUUGUCCUAAAGCUUCAAGGUCCCUCCAGCUUUAGCCACGAGGACAAGUACCCUUUCGGGUUUUGCAAUAGCAGAUGCGGGGGAGUGUUUUUGGGUUGGGGCUUCAGGUAGAGAUGGGUAUCAGCUUUUGCUGGGUCUACCUGCGACCAAAUCCUUUUCCAACUCCUCUCGGCAAAAUCUGCAAGGGACGAGAAGGAGUGCAGGGUUGAGGCCACAGGACUGGUGUAUUCCCAGGCCCAAUCUGCAGGGGAAGUUCUCUUGCAUUCCUCCCACCGAAAUGAACCAGUGUACCGGAUAUUUGCAAGCCCACUUCCUCUGUAGGACAGGUGCUCUUAGGAGGCCAGAUAGUGGAACCUUCUGCCAGGUAUGUGCAAAAGAGAUCCAUUUCUUAUGAAAGGGUGGGCGGGUCACCAGGAUGUACUGGAGGUACUGCCCCCUCUUUCCUUCUCAAACCUCCCCCCACCAGACUGUUUCAAUUGCAGUCUUUCCAGCCAAGAAUCUGCUGUCACUCACAGUCUCGGCUUGCUGAAGCUCUGCGGGGAAGAAUUAUAUGAGGACCAGCCUUUGUCCUCCAUUCUCGGGGGGGGCCACAGAGGUGUUCCUCUGCCUUCCAAACUCCUUGCCUGCCUUCUGUUCUGUGGGCUAGGAAGAUGCUCCUUAUGUUGGGCAGCCCACUGGUAGUGAAGGGGGUCCCUGGCUGCAGCCCUCGUUGGAGAGAAUAACCUUUGCCACAAGCCAGUUUUGAUGCUCCCCUCGUAGCUCAGCCCUCUCUUGCUUGGAUCAGCGUUUCUCCAAGGUGGGAUCGGCCAUUCCCCACUUUCACCCUGGACCAGGGAAGGAGGGCUUCAAUCUUGCGGCUCCAGCAACAUCUGGAUCCCUGGAGGGUCGUCUUCCCCAGCUUUUGGCUGGAAGGAUGGCAUUGCCUCGGCCUAAAACUCUUGGGAAGCUGGGUGAGCCGUUGAGAAGGCCCGUUCGAUGGUUUCGUUCCACAGGGUUCAGUUUCCGAUCCGAAAAUAAGAACAUCCCUUUUUCCUGGCUGUGUGUGUCUGUGUGUGUGCGUAGGUACGUUUGUAUACAUGGAUCGUAAAGUCACGUUUGCUUCGGCCGCCCCUCACGCCCUUCCUCUUGGGCUGCUGGAAUUUGAUCGCUUCUGACUGCGCAAAGGGAUGGCCCCAAUUCAGGAGAUACUUUGCUAACAUUUGGGGCCUGUUCUGCUCGCCCGAAUUCCUCCCCGCUUCCUCCCUGAUCUCUGGCAUAAUUUUUUUCCUCCUGGGAAGAAAACUGUCCUUAGUAGUUGUUUUCCAUAAAGACCGUGUCCCCAUUUUCUCAUGGUCCCUUCCAUAAAACAUACUCUUCGCUUUCUUAAUAAACAUACUGUAUGUACCCCGUGGGGGGGGGAGAGGUUUUUUCCCCCCCGUUAUUCCUGCUGAGGACUAUCCUUGUUUUAUGAAAAUAAAUAUUUCGCUACCUGC